AUGGCGAUCGUCACGCUCCACGAUGUCAAGCCCAUGCAGGUCUCGUAUCUGGGGGGAUACAUCUUCCUGUCCUAUGUGAUUAGCUCGAUGGGAUGUGCGACAACCCUAGAACUGCUCCAUCGUCGGACCUCAAAGUCCGGAUUCUACAACUGGUAUCUCCUCCUGACUUCCUCCAUCACCAUGGGGGGAAUUGGUAUCUGGUGCAUGCACUUUAUCGGAAACCGCGCGAUUGUGCUGGGCAAUGGCGAGCAGGCCAUCCAGAUUCUUUACAAUGUUGCCUUCACGGGAACCUCAUUCGUGCUCCCUGUGAUUGUACUUCUAACCGCCUUUUAUUCCGUCGGUGUGCAAGAGAAAGCCAGUUACGUGCGAAUCUUGCUGGGAGGCUUGUUGACCGGAAGUUCCGUGUGUGGUAUGCAUUACGUGGGACAACUAGGUAUCGCCAACUAUCGAUGCUCCUACGCCGUGGCCAAUGUCGUGGGAUCGGCAGUGAUUGCCGUCUUCUCUAGUACCAUCGCCUUGGGUAUCUUCUUCCGAUGGAGAGCCACAUGGACCGAUAGCUGGUGGCGACGAGGAAUCUGUGCGUGCUUCCUGUCGGCAGCGGUCUCGGGCAUGCAUUGGACCGCGUCUCUGGGUACGACUUAUAAGGAGCGCAACCAGUCUAUCACAUCGGGCACUCAAUUGUCUCGCAGUCAAGUGGUUAUCAUCUGCGCUGUGUUGGCUUGCGUUUCUUGUGUCAUUCUAUCCGCCUGUGCCAUUGUUGCCGGAGGAAAUCGUCGAAAGUCCACCACGCGUGCUCAUCAACUCGUUCUGGCCUGCGCGUAUUUCGACCCAUCGGGCCGUGUCAUGGUCACUCCGCAGGCCUUCCUUCCAACGAAGAAGAUUGUGGAUCACUACAUCGGCAGGACUUUCAAAGACGACGACUUGACGCGUACCCACCCUACCUUCCUCUGGGCCUUCCGGGCAAGUCGCAACUGGGCUGUGGUCAAGGAACUCAUUCCCUUCAUGCGCAGUCGUCUCGCCUCCGAACAACAAGCUCUGCAGAAACACGUGCUGUCUCGCGGCGCAGUCAUGGACAAAGAGACCGAAUUACACACCGACUUUGACACUCUGUUCAAGCAACUGUUCUGUGUAUCUGCCCAAGAACUGGCCGAGGAACUCCGCUUGCCUUUAGCGGACUUGGGUACCCUCUACGACAGCGUCCUAGCCACCGCCAUUCCCGUCUCCCGCUUCUCAAGGGCAAUGGGGCGGACCUCACUUCGCACUGGAAAAGGUCAGCUCAUGUUCACCGUACGACAGCUGCAGAAGCAUGAGGCGUCUCGCUUCUCCGCACUCGGUUUCCGCUUUGCCACCGUCGAACACAUCACCUCGGCCCUGUCGCGUCGUAUCCACGUCCCCGAAGUGAGCCUGGUGGAAUAUCUCCGUGACAUGAGAGACUAUGCCAGCUCCAGUCGAGGCUUCGGAGAAGGCGUGCAUCUCAUCUCAUAUGUCAUGCGUCCCACCGUCCAAGAUCAUUUCGAGAUUCUUACAGCCAAGGGUACCGGAAACCCACUUCCCUCAUCGACCCUCCCGAUGAAACGUCUUACCAUUCAGCAUCUGGAUAUCCUUUCCCGCAUGGAGGGUUGGUCCAUGGUGCGAUGCAUCAAAUAUCUUCAAUCAAAUGCGGCUAGCCAGUCCGAUCCCAACAUGGAGACCUUCCGUGAGCACUUGGUGCAGGGCAUCACUUCGCUCGCGCAGGCGUUCCCCGAGGAGAUGCGGUCAAUAGCAACAUUCUCCGCCAGACCUCUCGUUGCUCCAUGCCGAACCGCGCUUCGAAAGUCCGAAGAAACGCACAUGUCCACCCAAUGCACCCUUCUUGCAUUCUGCGUCGUCGCUCCCCUCGAUACUCAAGUACCCAACCCGGACUUUACCUUCACUCCCUUCCGUCUCUUCCGAGUUCAACAGCAGGUCAACGAUGCACUUGCCGACCGAGCCGGUUUCUCUCGCGAGUUGAAUCAGGAAUUCCUCAACACAGAUGUCCGCUCCACUUCCUCAAUCAGCGAGUCAGACCUCAAGUCCUCUCCUCGCUCUCCAAUUAGCAAAUUUUGGCCUUACCACAAACGAGCCUCUUCCCAAGCCAACAAUUCACAGGAAUCCCUUGUCGAAAUGACUAGCACGAUCAUCGGCGAUAUCACGGUGCAAAAGGAGGUUCGAGUCGAUGUGACGCGGAUCGCUGAGAACGCCGCAGGAAACCCAGUGCAUUCCCACGAUGCCUUCAUUGCGGCAGGAGAUGCUAUCACAACGCCAGCAACGUAUGUCGAUGAGUUGUACAGUCUUUGCUAUGCACCUGGAAUUCGCCUGCGACCAAGUGCAUCGAUGAAAAAUAUGCCGUCGGCUCGGAGAUCUGGUUCCAUGUGA
This is a messenger RNA of Penicillium diatomitis, 2394 nucleotides long. RefSeq lists its product as uncharacterized. The coding region runs from base 1 to 2394 and encodes 797 amino acids. The transcript has 4 exons. NCBI's taxonomy places the organism in Eukaryota, Fungi, Ascomycota, Eurotiomycetes, Eurotiales, Aspergillaceae. The record is from RefSeq and is a predicted model, not a curated record.